AGACAAAUAACCUUCCAGAUGCUUGACCAGAACCCACACAUUCAGAAGCGCAUGUCCUCUGAGAAAAGCUUCAUGACUGACCCUACUUUGGCUUCUUCCUAUGACAGUAAUUACUGGGACAAUCCUCGAAAUAAUGGAACUCGAGUUGUCAUUGGCAAUGAGACCAUAUAUUUGGGUGUAUAUUUUGGCUAUGAAUAUGCCAUAAUGAAAGAAGAUCUCACUAAAAGAGAGUUUAUCAAGGGUGGUGACAUCAUAUUUCUCUUCACCAUGCAAGAUAUCUCAGGGCUCCGUCAAAAGAACUCUCUACCCUGCCCUAAAGUGACAGUGAAGAACUUCAAGAUUUCAUUUGAUGCAGCAGUCAAGCAGGGACCGUGUGCUACAAGUGAUUGUCUGGGCAUAUUUUGCACUUCCAGUACUUCCUCUCUGAUCCUAUUGGUGGUUUGCUUCCGUUUGCUGGUAAAUGAAUCCUGAGAUUUUUCCAGCUCUAUGUCUGACUACAUGAAUUCAAUUUAAAAGCAACUGCAUCUGUCUUCAGCCUUCUGAUAUAUCAUACUGUUAAACCUAUAUUUUAAUCGAAUGAGAUGCUUACACAGAAUACAUGGUUAUCUGUAAUGAAGCAAAACGUUAAUUUUAGUCUACUGAUUUCCAUGAUAAACUAUAU
Sinocyclocheilus grahami is the source of this 661-nucleotide messenger RNA. RefSeq names its product meprin A subunit beta-like. Lineage: Eukaryota; Metazoa; Chordata; Actinopteri; Cypriniformes; Cyprinidae. The transcript has 4 exons. The coding region runs from base 19 to 471 and encodes 150 amino acids. Gene Ontology annotation, molecular function: protein binding. The record is from RefSeq and is a predicted model, not a curated record.